Messenger RNA from Branchiostoma floridae (Florida lancelet), 6373 nucleotides. RefSeq names its product otoferlin-like. Gene Ontology annotation, biological process: plasma membrane organization. The record is from RefSeq and is a predicted model, not a curated record. NCBI's taxonomy places the organism in Eukaryota, Metazoa, Chordata, Leptocardii, Amphioxiformes, Branchiostomatidae. Gene Ontology annotation, cellular component: membrane.
ACUAUCUUAUAGGCCAACAGAAAAAUACAUGUCUGACUUUUUAAAAAGAUGAUCACAUACUAGUAGUCUAAGUAGAUCUCGAGCUCCAUUGGCCCGAGUUAUCGAUAAGAAGCGUCUCCUGGCGGAGGGGCAGGUAGUUCACCCUGCUGUGACGCAAGUCACCUGAACCGUAUCUGAGCAUCGCGGAUCGAAGGACUUGAAUAAUUCAUCGGCCGGGCGCCGCGGGGCCAGCAAUUUUCCCACUCGCCGAGCCAGUCGGACUACCCCUCAGUCCAGGGCGGCCGCCCGUGUAUGUCGGAGACCCAACAUGGCGCUGCUUCUUCACCUCAUCUGCGUGGGUCCGUUCCGCGGCCGGGGAGACCGGGUCGCCAAAGUCACCUUUCGGGGUGUUGCUCACUACACAAAGAUCCUGGAGGGAGUGGAGGAAGAUGCCUAUUUCGAUGAAACAUUUGAAUGGCCGGUUGCCAGCCCCAUCGAGGGCAACGAGUACGUGGAAGUCCAGGUCUACAACUACAGCAAGGUGUUCAGCAACAGCUCCAAAGGGGUGAAGGGAAUCUUUGGAGGGAAGAAGGGCAGUGUGUCCAAACAUGGCCGAUCCUCACGAGGGGUGGACUCCGUGUCACAGUAUGGCUCACGCAUGAGUCUAGGCUCAGAAGAGAUCCACAUCCGAGAUGGGGGCGGUGGAUCUCAAGACAACGUGUCUAUGACGAGUGUCAACCAGAACGUCACCAACAAGAAGUCCAAGCCUACUCCCGUGAUUGAGACCGGAUCACAGAAAGCACAAGACUUCCAGAUAUGUAUCACAAUCAUCGAAGCCCGCCAGCUGGCUGGGCUGAACAUGGACCCAGUGGUGUCUGUACAGAUUGGUGAGGAGAGAAAGUUCACCAGUCAAAAGGAGUCCACCAACUGUCCAUACUACAAUGAGUACUUCGUUUUUGACUUCCACAUGUCUCCAGACAUGUUGUUUGACAAGAUCAUCACCUUGUCCGUGCUACACUCCCGCAACCUGCUGCGCUCUGGCACCAUGGUCGGGUCGUUCAAACUGGAUGUGGGCACCGUCUACGAUGCUCCUGAUCACCAGUUCUACCACAAGUGGGCCCUGCUGACGGACCCGGAGGAUGUGACAGGUGGCCCCAAGGGUUACCUGAAGUGUGACAUCGCCGUGGUCGGGAAGGGGGACUCCAUCAAGACCCCGCCCAAGAGCAGCGAGGAUGAUGAGGACGACAUCGAGGCAGCAGAGAGACAGAGAGCCAAGUUCAUUGUCAAGAUCUUCAGGGCCGACGGCCUUCCGAAGAUGAGCACUGGACUGAUGGCCAACGUGAAGAAGGCUUUUACCAGCGAGACUAGAGACCUCGUGGAUCCGUUUGUACAAGUGGAGUUUGCAGGACAAAGGGAUGGUCGCACUUCCGUUAAGAAAGGCAGUUAUCAACCGGAGUGGAACGAGCAAAUCGUUUUCUGCGAAAUGUUUCCGCCGCUUUGUCGGCGCUUUAAGAUCCAACUGCGUGAUCAUGACAGUGUGAACAACGAAGUGAUUGGGACACAUUUUCUUGAUCUGAACAUGGUAUCUGAUGAUGGUGACAAAGGGUUCUUGCCCACUUUUGGUCCCACCUUCAUCAACCUGUAUGGCAGUACGAGAGACUACUCCCUCAUGGACGAACAUCAGGCACUGAAUGAGGGAGUUGGCGAGGGUGUUGCGUUCCGCGCAAGGCUGCUGAUCCAACUGAAGUGUGAAAUGUGUACAGACGAAACUGAAGGAGUUUCGAACGAAGUGCAAGUGGAGUCCUGCUCUGCCCUUUCUGAUACUGCUGCUGGCCGUAUCGAUGAGUUCUUCCUGUUCGGCUCAUUCUUGGAGGCAACCAUGAUCGACAGGAAGAUCGGCGACAAGCCCAUCACAUUCGAGCUUAGCAUCGGAAACUACGGUAACAACGUUGAUGGCCAAAACGCCAGCACAGCUCCAAAGGGAGGAGAUGGAGGGGACAGUUCAGAGGAGGAGGACGAGGAGGAUGGAAGUUCUGCUAACUCCGUCACUCCAGCCAUCAAACCUGUAACCAAUGACAGAUUCUUAAGUACCCUCCAGUUACGAAGGCUAGAUCGAUACUACUACCACAUGCCGUUCUAUGAGGAGAAACCAUGUGUCUACAUUAAGUCCCGCUGGGAAGACCAUCGGCGCAGACUCUACAACCAGAACAUGCUGGCCAAAGUCAUUGAGAAAGGGGAGGAAGGCAUGAGUGACGUCCAAGAGAUGAUCACCAUGGAGCGGCCACACCCUGAGCGCCGCCUUCGAGGGGUACUGGAAGAACUGUCUGUCGGCUGCAACCGCUUCUGUAGCCUGUUGCAGAAGGCCAGCGGGAAAGACGGGAAUAGUGCUGGUAGGACCAAACUGGACAAAGAACGUGCACGCACGCUCCUGAGAGAAGUCGAAAUCAUUGGAAAGGAAGCCAAGAAGAUGAAGGCCACCGUGCGGGCUUCCACAUACAAGGACAAACUCAAGCAAACCCAGUCGUUUGUCAACAAGCUCAAAGUUCUCAACAUUGAGCCCCAGGACAGCCUGCCCGACAUCUUCAUCUGGAUGCUGAGUAACAACAAGCGCAUCGCCUACACACGCUUCCCAUCCCGGGACAUCCUGUACUCCAUUGUGGCUGAGGAGACGGGUGUCAACUGUGGCAAGGUGCAGACCCUCUUCCUCAAGCUGCCUGGGAAGCGCGGUACCGGCCCCAGCGGGUGGACCAUCCAGGCCAAACUGCAGCUCUACCUCUGGCUGGGCCUGAACAAACACAAGAAGGACUUCCUGGGUGGCCUGCCGAAGGGAUACGAGCAGACUAAGGCUAUUCAAAGUGCUGGCCGCCUGCAGUCUGUCCCUCCUGUCACUCUCAAAUAUGAAGAACGUCAGACCUUCCAGCUGCGGGCCCACAUGUACCAGGCUCGCAGUCUGGUGGCCUCCGAUGCGUCCGGUCUCUCCGAUCCGUUCGCGCGCGUCGUGUUCUCCACCAGGAGCAUGAAGACGGAGGUCAUUUCCGAGACGCUGGCGCCGACUUGGGAUCAGCUACUGGUGUUCGACGACCUCACCUUGUUCGGCAACCCCAAGUCCAUGGCUGAGGAGCCACCAACCAUCGUCAUUGAAAUCUUUGACCAGGACACCGUGGGAAAAUCAGAAUUCAUAGGACGAGCCCUGGCCAAGCCGACCAUCAAAAUGGCCAACGAGCGGUACACCCUGCCCAAGUUCCCCCCCACGCUGGAUUGGUACCCCAUCUUCCGGGGCCAGGAGCAGGCAGGGGAGCUGCUGGCUGCUUUUGAACUGAUACAGAUGCCCAUACAUGAGGAAGAGAUCCUUCAGGCUCUGUACGAACAGUGGGACGACAAAUCAAAGUCUGAGUUCCCGAGGGGAGCCAAGCUGCCCCCAGUGACCCAACCGCUGGAGUCUGACCGUGGCCCCAUUGUCCCUGUACCACGUGGAAUCAGGCCCGUGGUCAGCAAGCACAGAAUAGAGAUCCUGUUCUGGGGUGUGCGUGAGCUGAAGCGCCUCCAGCUGACCAGCGUGGACCGCCCACGUGUGGACAUCGAGUGUGCCGGACAGAUCAUACAGUCCACCGUCAUCGCAAACGCCAAGAAGAACCCCAACUUCAGCAUUCCCGUCAAGUUCUUUGACGUGGACUUGCCUGAAAAUGAACUGUUCAUGCCCCCACUGACCAUUCGCUGUGUGGACUGCCGCACCUUUGGCCGAUUCACCCUUGUGGGCACCCAUGUGGUGAACUCUCUGCACAAGUUCAUGUACAAGCCCUCACCAGAGACACCCGAGGGCAGUAUUGCCAAUGGCACCCUGCCAAUAGACGAUGGCCGUUCUUUCCAUGGCUCCAUCCAUGGCGACACUCGCUCCGUGAGAUCCGUCCGAGCUGACGACGUGGCCGUCAAAAUCGACACCAUGUCGCACGUCUCCCAUUCCUCUCAACACAAGGAAGAAACGGUCAUUAAGAUUGAUCCCGUGAGUACACACAUGAAUGGUGAGGCCAAGACAGAGGUUUACAAAGAUCUCUCCAUGAACGCUAGCCAGCUUGCCCCAGAAUCCUCGGAGGGUGACAACAAGGAGAAGGAAGGGGAAGGAGGAGAAGAAGGAGGGGAGAUGAAGAAGAAGAAGAAGGGAGGCAAGGAGGAGGAGCAGGAAGAAGAGGAGACAGAUGAGAGUACGCUGGACUGGUGGUCCAAGUACUUUGCAUCCCUGGAGACUCUCCGAGAGUGGCAGGAACAACAGGAAGCUAUCGACAAAAAGGAAGAACUAGAGGCAGAGAAGGAGGACAGCCAGACAGACGGCAAAAUCAUCGACAAAGGAAAAUUCCUGUCCACCACAGCUACUAAGACUGUGAAAUACCGUGGUGAGCCUGAAGAGAAGGACAAGAAGAAGAAAAAGAAGGACAAGAAGAAGGACAAGAAGAAGGAUAAAGACAAGGACAAAGAUAAAGAUGACAACAAGGCUGGAGAGGAGGGAAAAUCAAAACUCGCUAAACUGAGCCCAAAGACGUCCCGCAAGAAGGAUAAGAGCUCUGGGGUCACCGAGCUGAAGCGGAACAUCUAUGAGGGUAUAGAGCAAUUGAAGAUCUACCCCUGUCCUCUGGAGGAUGUGGAUGACUUUAAUGGCUUCCACGAAUGGCUGCACACUUUCGAACUGCUUCGCGGGAAAAAGGAAGAGGGUGACGACGACUCCCGUAUUGUCGGCAAGUUUAAGGGUUGCCUGCAAGUGUACAAGCCCAAGGAGGGCGACGAUGGCACCGGCAGUGUUAUUGGUGGGGGCGAGAUGAUCAACCCAACGGGCAUGUUUGCACACAUCCCCAACAAUGACCCUGUCGGGGUACUGGUUCGAGUCUACAUCGUCAAGGCCAUUGAUCUCCACCCUGCCGAUGUUAACGGCAAGGCUGACCCAUACCUCAAGCUUAGUCUGGGCAAGCACCAGGUCAAUGACAAGGAGAACUAUGUGUCGAAACAACUCAACCCUGUCUUUGGCAAGUCGUUUGACUUUGAAGCGACUUUCCCCAUGGAGUCCAUGCUGUGCGUGCAGAUCUUUGACUGGGAUCUGGUUGGAAUUGAUGAUCUGAUUGGGGAGACCAAGAUUGACCUGGAGAACCGCUACUACAGCCGCCACCGCGCCACCUGUGGAGUAUCCAGCUUCUAUGCCAUUCAUGGAUACAACGCAUGGCGCGACCCCCAGAAGCCAACUGAAAUCCUGAAGAAACUGUGCAAGGACGGGAAGGUCGACGGGCCCCACUUCAGCCCCGGGAAAGUGCGUGUUGGAGGCCGUGUCUUCGAGGGGGCAAAGGAAGUGGAGGAUGAGAAUGGUGGGAAGAGGCCCUCUGACGAACCAUCUGCACUUGUGGCCUUGAACCAAUGGCACGAGAUCGCCAAGGCGGGCUGCGCGCUGGUCCCAGAACACGUGGAGACCAGACCUCUGUACAACCCUGAAAAGCCGGGCAUAGAGCAGGGCAAGGUGGAGAUGUGGGUGGACAUGUUCCCCAUGGACAUGCCACCGCCCGGCCCUCCCACCGACAUCUCCCCUCGCAAGCCCAAAAGUUAUGAGCUGCGUGUCAUCAUCUGGAACACCGAUGAUGUGAUUGCCGAGGACGAUGACUUCUUCACUGGGGAGAAGAUGUCUGACAUCUACGUCAAGGGCUGGGUGAAGGGCAACACCGAGGACAAACAGGAGACUGACAUUCACUACCGAUCACUGACUGGGGAAGGAAACUUCAACUGGCGUUUCAUCUACCCAUUUGAGUACCUGGCAGCGGAGGAGAAGAUCGUGAUCUCCAGGAAGGAGUCCCUCUUCUCCUGGGACGAGACCGAGUACAAGAUCCCGGCUCGCCUCAACCUGCAGGUGUGGGACGCCGAUCACUUCUCUGCCGACGAUUUCUUGGGAUCCCUUGUGAUGGAUCUGAAUCAUUUCCCACGAGGAGCCAAAACAUCCAAGCAGUGCACCCUGGACAUGCUGAAGACCGACGGCAGUGUGCCGCAGGUCAACCUCUUCAAGCAGAAGCGUGUCAAGGGGUGGUGGCCAUUCGCUGCAAAGGGUGAAGAUGAUGAACUCGAGCUCACUGGCAAAGUAGAAGCUGAACUCAACCUCAUGUCUGCAGAAGAGGCUGAGAAGAGCCCUGCUGGACUGGGCCGAAAUGAACCAGAUCCUCUGGAGAAACCCAAACGUCCUGACUCCUCUUUCAUGUGGUUCUUGAACCCUCUGAAAUCUCUGCGCUACAUCCUAUGGAAGAAUUACAAGUGGACAAUAAUCAAAAUCGUGUGUGUGCUGCUCUUGGCGGCCUUUAUCGGUGUGCUCCUCUACUCCAUGCCCGGCUACAUGGUCAAGAAGAUACUCGGGGCCUAGCAACAUAUUACUGAU